AUGUCCAGCGAACAAUUUGACAACGUACUUUUUUCGCUAGCUCAGCAACUUCCAGGAGGAGUUCCUCAGCUUCUUGAUGUUAUUUUCGAAUUUCUUUCGAGAAAGACCGAUUUUUACAGUGGUGCUGGGAUUGAACAAGCAAAAUCACUGCUUCGCGAAAAGUUUGAUAAACACAGUAUCAAAGCUUUGAAAGAAGCCGAGGAGGCUAAAAAACGAAAAGAAGAACAAGAAAGAAAAUUGGCUGAAAGAAGGGAUGCGCAAAAGGCGAAAGAAGAGGAAGAAUUCAGAAAUUCAUCGAAAGUUGUUGAAAUAACCGAUUAGGAAGCUGCUGAAUUCGAAAGAGCCAAAAAUCAAUCAACCUCUGCUUCUGUGAAUGGUUCGUCUAGUGGAACCUCGAAAACUGAUGAGAAAAAAGAGGAUGAUGACAAGAUUAAAGAUUGAAUGAUGGAAAAAGAAGAAAGAAAUUAAAAUUUCCAGAUCAAAGUUGACAAUUCAAGUUGGGUAAUUGAUAAUGGAAAAGCUAUUGUUCUUACAUUGGAAAAAGUGAAUGAUAUGGAAUGGUGGAAUCGUUUCCUUGAAACGGAUCCAGCUAUCAAUACCAAGAAAGUUCAACCAGAAAAUUCGAAAUUGAGUGAUUUGGAUGGAGAAACAAGAGCGAUGGUUGAGAAAAUGAUGUAUGAUCAGAGACAAAAAGAAAUGGGUUUACCAACUUCUGAUGAGAAAAAAUUGAUCUUCGAAUUUUCAUAA
Messenger RNA from Caenorhabditis angaria, 747 nucleotides. The record is from the annotation of a GenBank genome assembly. NCBI's taxonomy places the organism in Eukaryota, Metazoa, Nematoda, Chromadorea, Rhabditida, Rhabditidae.